Messenger RNA from Drosophila persimilis, 1466 nucleotides. RefSeq lists its product as uncharacterized. The record is from RefSeq and is a predicted model, not a curated record. Lineage: Eukaryota; Metazoa; Arthropoda; Insecta; Diptera; Drosophilidae. Bases 189 to 1355 code for a protein of 388 amino acids. The transcript is spliced from 4 exons.
UCUAAGUAGUGUAGCACAUACUGGGACUUAUCUAUGAUGAACUGGAAAUCAAUAAACAUCGUACAUAAAUUCCACUAUCUGGAUGCUUAUCGUCGAUUCAAUUCGUGUGUUUUUUGCUUUGCAAUUGAAAGCAAUACUCGUACACGAUCAGGGGCCACAGUUAGCAGCCAGAACUCCUACUGAACAGCAUGUCGAAUCCCAUCUCUGAGACCUGGCCGGCCUGGCUGGACCAGCAGGAGCUGCAGAGUCUGCUCAAGCAGGAAAUGGCAGACUUCAGGAGUAUCCAGAGCAUUCGGGGCAAGUGGGAACAGAAUUUGGUGCGACCUACGUACAGUGUCCAGCUCCAAAUAGAGUGUGCGGGCAGCAAGAAACGUUGUCUGAGCUUCUUGGUGAAGUCCCCUCACAUGUCGCCCAGCGGAAGGAGGUUCCCCAUUGAAGGGGACUUCUCGAUGGAGCUUCAGAUGUACGAGAACAUUCUGCCCGCUCUGGAAGGUCUCUACAAGGCUGAGGGCCAGGACAUUCGGUUCAGCGUCCCGUUCCUCAGGACACGGAAGACCCGGUGCCUGCUCUUAGACAACGCCCAAUCAAGGGGCUACAGUGUGGCCAACACGCCCAAGGGCCUGGAAAGACCCGCCAUGGAGGCAGUUCUAUCGAAACUAGCGGCUUAUCAUGCGGCCACGGUGCGCUAUAUACAGACGGGUUCCGAUAAGAAAAGAGAGCUGCCAAAGCUCGUGGCCGGUGCGGCAGGGGAGCUCAAGAGCUUGCUUCAACUUCGAUUCCAUGAGAGCCUGCGAACGCAUAACGCGAGAGAGUACGAAGACAAGGUGAAAGCGUUCCAGAGGUACGUUGGAGGAACCAUCGACCCUUCAGACACUAGGAACUCAUUCAACGUCAUCCUGGUUGGGUGCUGUUUGCCCAACAAUAUACUCAACAGCACUGAUGCCUUUGGGCACGUUAAGGACUCUCUGUUCAUCGACUUUCAGGCCGCCAAAUACGGGCCAGCCGCGUAUGACCUCUUCAGCCUGCUUCUGACGGCACCCGCCAGUCCGAAAUCCCUUCACUUCGAUGGCUACCUGAAGUUCUACCACGAUCAGCUAAUAGCCAAUCUUGGCCUGCUCAAGUACCGCGGCAGGCAGCCCACCCUCACCGACCUGCAACUGGAUCUGCUGAAGUACGGUCACUGGGCCUUCGAGGUGGCCACGGAGAUUCUGCCGCUCGUUCUCUCUCCCUUUGGCAGCGGUGACGAGGACGUUGACGAUGACAUAGUCGAGCUGUUCAGGAAUCCAGUCUAUUCGGAGCAGAUAAGGGAGCUUCUGCCAUGGCUGGAGGAUCGUGGCUACUUCGAAGAAGAAUAAACACCCAAGAGAGAGAGAGAGACAAGUGGAGGUGGAGGUGGGGGCUCAUUGUGACAUUCAAUAAUGUUUGGGAACAGAUAAGAGCAAAUAAAACACCCACCUAAUAGUGAA